Rotaria socialis is the source of this 687-nucleotide messenger RNA. The record is from the annotation of a GenBank genome assembly. Lineage: Eukaryota; Metazoa; Rotifera; Eurotatoria; Philodinida; Philodinidae.
AUGCCACUUCUAUACUAUUAUGAUUUAAUGUCACAGCCCUGUCGGGCUUUGUACAUUUUUCUUAAAAUAACUGGUAUUCCAUUUGAAGAAAAACAAAUUGCAUUACGAAAACUGGAACAUAUGACUGAUGAAUAUGCUCAAAUAAAUCCAUUUAAAAAAGUGCCAGUUAUUGAUGAUUCUGGUUUUAUUCUGACCGAAAGUGUGGCAAUUUUCAUGUAUCUCUGUGAUAAAUACAAAAUAAAUAAUUGGUUUCCAACAGAUUUAAAAGAACGAGCACGUGUUAACGAGUAUGCCAAUUGGCAACAUUUUAAUUUACGUGCUACAGGAUCCAUGCUUUUUCUUACGAAAAUCAUUACACCUCGCAUGACAAAUAAGCCACCAGAUGAACGCGAAUUAGAAAAAUGUCAUCACCGAUGGCAAGUAUCAAUAAAUGGUCUUGAAUCUGUUUGGUUGGCUCGAUCAUCUUAUUUAGGUGGUGAUCAUUUAACCUUUGCUGAUUUACUUGGUAUUUGUGAACUGAUGCAACCGAUUGCUGCAGGCUACGAGCUUGAUGAAGAAAAAUUCCCUCGUGUUCGCGAUUGGAUGGAAAGAGUUAAAAGAGAAACACAACCAUUUUUUAAUCAAGCGCACGCUGUGCCUAUGCGUCUGAGAGAUACAUUAUUGAAACAUGACAAACCUAAACUUUAA